CUGAUAUCCCGCCAAAUUCAUGUUUGUCAGUGAAUUUUAUGACCCUUGUCAAUAUAUUUAUGGGUUUUGAUAUAUGAAUUAAUAUAUAUUUUAUUGAAUAAGUGAAGUAAUGGAUUACUCUGAUUCUGUUUCUAAAGGCUUUUUUGUCUAUAUUCCGAAACGUGGGAAAAAAAAGGAACAACUUCAAGAUCCUCUGUCAGAAAUUACCUCUGAAGAUUGGUAUCGGGGUUAUACUAAGGUUUGGCAGAGUAUAGAAAAAAAAUUAAAUAAUAUUGAAGAUGAUGCUAUGAAGGUGCUCCUGAAGGACUUAGUUAAUUUCAUUCAAAAAGCCAAUUUAAGUAUUAAUCAAAUUCCUACUGUUAUUCUUUUAACAGGUGUAAACCUUCCUGAUCACUCUGUGCUUUUCAAUAAAUUCAGAGACAAAUUACAGGAGGAAGUUACUCCCCACGUUGUUAUGUUAUCAUCAAAUGAUUGUACAUCCAUAAAACAUACGUUGGAACACAUAACUUGUCAGUUUAUGAAGAAAAGCGAGGAAUCCAUUGAGAUGGAUAUAGACGACGAUGAUGUAGAAGUUAGUAAUACUUACCUAAAGAAAAGUGAUUGCAAUAUGCCAUCUCUUGUGAAUUGGUAUGAUAAUUUUAAGUCGACUCGUCCUCGACUUGUCAUAGUAUUAAAAGAUUUUGAAGGAUUCCAACCUGCAGUUGUAUGCCAAUUGAUUCUUAUUCUUAGUGGGUAUUUGGAUUGUCUUCCUAUUACUCUUGUCUUUGGAGUUGCAACGACAGAGGCUGCAGUUGGUGAAUCCUUAUCUCAUAAAAUUACAUCGAGGUUAAAUCUGAAGGUAUUCCAGUCCCAGCCGUCAGUUUAUUUCCUCAACAAUACUGUAGAUAAGGUGUUCCUGUCGUCUGCCUGCCCUUUUCAGUUGAGUGGAAAGCUAUUCAAUUUUUUCACAUCUAUAUUUUUAUUUUACGACUUUUCAGUCAACCGUUUCAUUCAUGGUGUAAAGUAUUGUAUUAUGGACCACUUUUACAAAAAUAAAUCAGUUAGCCUUCUCUGCCAGAAAGAAAAUAAACUCAAGAAAAAUGUAUCGAAACUAGAUAAUGAUUGUUUAAAAGAAAUCAGAGAAAUCCCAUCAUUUAAGAAGUAUAUCGAAGAUAGUAAGGAUGACAAACUUGUUACUGAUGAUGAUUAUACGCGGAAAAAAAUAUUAAAGCUGCUCUUAUUAUUGAGGAGGACUCUUGAUGAGUUCUAUAUUGGUCUUCGAGUUCUAUAUAUAUUAGUAAAAGACUUACCUCAGGCGCCAUUCGGUAAGCAAUUUAGAGAAGUUUAUUGUACAGCUAUGUCCAAAGAUAUCACAAAAACAUCAGAAUUUAAAGAAUGUAAUCAGCUCUUGAAAUUUCUGUCAAAAGAUGAGCUGGAAAGUAAAGUACAAGAGAUUUUCAAUAUUCUAAAUGAAGGAAUAUUUUCCGAAAUUGCUGCUGAACUGGAAAAGCUGAAUGAUGAAUUAAAAAAUAUUGGCUUGAAUCCAGUCUCAAACAUGGAGAAAAGUCCAACAAAGAUUGAUUUAAACGUAAAAAAUCGUUCUCAACUAAGAAAGAAAUUGGCUGAGAUGAGUUUGAAAGGUCCAAAAAAAGUUGGUUAUGAGAUCACUAGAGAAAAAAUAAUAGAUUUUCUAAUGGUUUCAUUUUUACCCUCCUACAUUGUACCCUACACUGAAAAGGCAGUUCUUUGGGAAUUAAUUAUGAUUCGGGAUAAAGAUGCUCGAAACAAAGUAGUGCCAAGGAUCCGUGGUCCAAUUCAUACGGCCUUAAAUAAUCCUCAUCAUUACUUAAUGUGUGAAUGUUGUAAACUGGAAGAUGAUGCUGAAAUCGUGUCAACAAUGCCUGACAUCUGUAUAGCCUACAAGCUGCACCUUGAAGGAGGCCCGCUCAUUAACCUUUACGAUUGGCUCCAGUCUUUCUCGACUAUUCUCAAUCCAGAAAGAAGCUUGGAUAAUGUUGAUGACAUUGAUCCAACCACACAAGCUCGUUUUACUCAAGCAGUUGCAGAAUUGGAAUUCCUUGGUUUUAUUAAGUCGUCCAAGGUUAAGCCAGAUCAUGUGGCACGCUUGACUUGGGGCACAAACAAGUAGAGGAGGUGCCUUCUCAAUUAAUUUUAUUCAGUAAUAUAUCUCAGCUGGCUAUGAACAAUUCAGAUCGACUUGAAGUAUAGUGGAUCAAUGAAAUGAAUGAAUUAAUGAACUAGCACUGUUAAAGACGUUAUGUAUUUUAUUAGUUGCAUUGUUUCAUAUAAAUGUAAUUUAAUGGCACUCGACUGACAACUUUUAGCCAUAAUUUUAUUUUUAUGUGUAUUUAUUAAUAUUAACUAUUUUUAUCAGAAUGAAGGGCCAUUUCAUAGUAUUAAUUUAUAACUUAUUGAUUUCAAAGGUGUAAAGUGUAUUGAUUUUAAGUUUAAGCUUAUUUAUUUUGUUACCUGAUCUAUUGUUACUAGUUUGCUUUACAAUAAUUUAAUACAUUUUAUGGAAUUAUGUAAUAUAAUUAAAAAUAUAUUUUUUACCUGUUGUAAUGUUAUUGGUAUAAAUCCAAAGCUUAAACUUUUAUUUUAAUCAGUUUCAAUACGGCUGGAACUUACAUUUUUGAGUGUUUCUGUUAUUUCAAAACUAUAACUUUUUCUCAUGAAAAUUUUCAAUAAAUACAAACAUCAAAAACAUGAACAUCAGCCUCUAAAGGGCUCCAAUUUCUCAUUGAAAGUCUCGUCUGCUCCAACUUAAUAACAAGAUCGGCAUUUUCUGAAAAACUUCAAAUAUGCCAGUCGGUCUAUUUCUUUACGUUUUUGGCGCGUUUCUUGGUCAAAUCUUAG
Messenger RNA from Nezara viridula (southern green stink bug), 2856 nucleotides. Lineage: Eukaryota; Metazoa; Arthropoda; Insecta; Hemiptera; Pentatomidae. The record is from the annotation of a GenBank genome assembly.